Molecule: messenger RNA, 767 nt
Organism: Synchiropus splendidus (mandarinfish)
Lineage: Eukaryota; Metazoa; Chordata; Actinopteri; Syngnathiformes; Callionymidae
Product: RING-HC_RNF170 domain-containing protein
Exons: 6
Coding region: 117-767 (216 amino acids)
Molecular function (GO): ubiquitin protein ligase activity
Source: RefSeq, a predicted model, not a curated record
UGUGGCUUUCAUUGAACGAUGCCAAACCACAGCAGAUCUUAGCCCAGAACUGAGCGUGUCAUCCCUGAGGCUCGAGGGUCAUCCCAGUUCCUUGUCAGCCAGCAGAGGCGACAGCCAUGGCUUUUAAAGGCGGCUGCACGGGAUCAGUGUGCUCACAAGACGGGUCGUGCCCAGUUUGCCUCCAGACGGUCACCUUUCCAGUCCAGACCAACUGUGGUCAUCUAUUCUGUGCUCCGUGUUUGAUGGCCUGCUGGAGACAUGGCUCAUGGUUGGACGCCGUCAGCUGUCCUCUCUGCAGACAGAAGGUCCGUGUGUUGCAGCAUCUUUUCGAAGACACUCGCUCUGACCUGCGUUCCAAGGAGGUAUUAUGGGAAAUAACAAAGUACAACAAACGUUAUUCUGGCGCACCGCGACAGGUAACAGACUACCUGUGUGACGCCCCUCUCCUGCUGCAGCUGCUGGUCCGUGGUUUGGGGACCAUGGGAGGCCUUGUGUGGAUGUUUCUAUUUAGAGUUGCUCUCUGCUUCGUGGGCACCGUCUUGUCUAUCUCCUCUCCUUCGCUGGAGACCGUUGUAACCUCUGCAAGCCCCCUGGAGACAGAUCCGUCCUUCAGCGGUCUGCUGGGGGUCCUGGAUGACGUGGUGGUGGUCAUCCUCCUCCUCAUAUGUGUAUUCAAUAUCCAGCAGAUGGCACCAGACAGGCGGCACACGAGAAAUGAUACCAUUUCACAUGGGCUGACGGGGAACUCGCUGUUGGAUACGGCUUAA